This is a messenger RNA of Diprion similis, 2948 nucleotides long. RefSeq names its product 28S ribosomal protein S9, mitochondrial-like. Lineage: Eukaryota; Metazoa; Arthropoda; Insecta; Hymenoptera; Diprionidae. The record is from RefSeq and is a predicted model, not a curated record. Gene Ontology annotation, molecular function: protein binding; RNA binding; monoatomic ion channel activity. The coding region runs from base 107 to 2749 and encodes 880 amino acids. Gene Ontology annotation, cellular component: ribosome; membrane; mitochondrial small ribosomal subunit. The transcript is spliced from 2 exons. Gene Ontology annotation, biological process: monoatomic ion transport; transmembrane transport; translation.
CCGUCGAUCAGGCAUGCCGAGGAAGUGGAACCUGAAGUGGAAGAGGGCUUCGUUCCUGUAGGAAUACGAUACCUGGAUAAACCCGAAGAGAGAAAACUUAUCCGCGAUGAAGGGUCCACGCGAGGUCAGGCUCAGCCUGGAGGAGUUUAUUCUGCCCAUGAAUAAACGGCUGCAAACAACGCGGUGCCGCAGCUAUUCUCUGGCCGAUCCUUGCCAGAGCUGCCUGAGUCAACGGGACUUGACCUUGGUUCGAACCGCCCCCGCGUAUCACUCGACGAGUGGUUCGAUCCUCCGGGAGUUAGGUCGGCGGGCCGUGGAAACGGUCCGAGAAGAAGAGGUGCAGAUAGACGCGGGUGAAUCGCCGCCGGCGGACCACUCCCUCUUCUUCGACAACUUCGAGCGUCUGAGGGACGUCGGUUACGACAUCGAGCGUGUGAGGAUAGCGAUGGAGGCGGCGGUGGAGGCGGGCGAAAUGGACGCGUUGAUCGACCUGCAGCGUGGCAUCAUCGUCGAGGGUCCGGACGGUACGCUCUUCCCCGACGCCGACGCCAAGUUCCGGAACAUCGCGUACCUCUGGGCCUGCUUCGGGGGCCGCGUCGAUCUGCUUCCGCGGCUCGAGGCCUCGGGUGCGGACAUGAAUUUCACCGGUGAGUUAACCGGGCUCAAUGCGAUGCUUAUUAGUUGCAUGUCGAACAGCGCGACCUGCGUCGAGUACCUGAUAAAGAGAGGAAUGGACUGCAACGCUGUCGACGCACGCACCGGGUACACGCCCCUGCACUUUGCCGCCUUCGGGAACGCUGCCCAGGUCGCAACAAUUCUCCUCGACAACGGCGCGAAGAUCCGCUCCGACGGAUCGACGACCGAGUCCGUUCUCCACUGCGCGGUCCGGGCUCGCGCCGUCGAGACCGUCGCUCUUCUUCUGGAACGCGGUGCCAGCGUCGGGGUGCGGAACCAGGCCGGCGAGACGCCCCUCCACGUCGCCUGUUUCGUCCAGUCGAUACAGUGCGUUGAGCUGAUCCUUCGACGACCCGGCGUCGAGGUAAACGCCACUUCCAACGACCUCCGAAUCCCGCUUCACUUCGCAGUUAUGAGCACGACCGCGGCUCCGGAGCUCAUCGCGCUGCUACUGACACGGGGCGCCCUGGUCAACGCCGUCGACGAGGAGGGCUACACCCCAGCCCAUAUCGCCGCCCUGAACGAGCUCGCGGAGCCCGUCAACGUCCUGCUCAAGGCCGGCGCUGACCUCAGCGCAAAGACCCGCUCCGGCGUCACGGUCCUUGGCGUCAUUCUCAGGAAGAUACCCGACGCCCUCGAGACCUUCCGCCAGAUCCUCGACGCCUCCGUCGAGCUCCGACGACCCGCCGCCUACCGCAGGGAGUUUGAACUCAGGCUCGACUUCGAGCCGCUGUACCCGAGCCGUGACGACGGCGAGAUCGGGCUCGUCGAUACCAUCCUCGAGGAACACCGGAAGGACCUGCUUCAACACCCGCUCGUCACCGCGUUCCUCCACCUCAAGUGGGAGAAGAUGCGCAAGUUUUAUCUCCUCCGGAUCAUCCUGUAUCUCAUCACCGUUGUAUCCCUCACCGCGUACGUUCUGUCCGCCGUUACAGGAGUCCAGUGCUACCAACCAGAGACCCAAACCGCCGAUUACUGCUCGGAAAACUCCAUCUGGGUUACCAUAUGGAGUAACGUCUUAACCACCGAGUAUUACCUCCUGACAUUCCUCGCCUGCUCGACCGCCGCGAGGAAGCUCUUCGAGUUCUUUGUGUACCACUCGGUUAAGCAGUACUUUUCAUAUACCGACAAUAUCCUUGAUAUUUUUGUUGUAAUCGGCCUGUUUGUCGCUACCAGCACCUACGAUCAAGCCGUCGCCGGUUCCUGGCAGAACUACGUCUGGGCCUUCGCCAUCCUCUGCGCUUGGACAAACGUCAUGCUCAUGAUCGGGCAACUCCCGGCCUUCGGGACCUACGUCGGGAUGUUCACCCAAGUGCAGUGGGAGUUCGGCAAACUGCUCAUCGCCUACUCCGGGGUGCUCAUCGGGUUCACCGUCAGCUUCUGCGUGAUAUUCGUCGGCGAUCCUUCGUUCUCCAAUCCCUUUACCGGGUUCAUAAAGAUCAUGGCUAUGAUGGCCGGCGAGGUCGAUUUUCAGGGACUCAUUCUGACCAACAACAAACCAGCUGACGGCUUCUCCUACGUUUCGAUAGCUUCUCAGCUGCUCUUUGUUCUAUUUUUGUUUUUCAUUACGGUCGUUAUGAUGAACCUUCUCGUCGGUAUCGCCGUGGACGAUAUAACGGGCCUGAGAAAGAACGCGGGGAUAACCAAGGUCAUACGACAGACGAAGCUCAUCGUAUUCGUAGAGACUGCUCUGAGGAAGAACGUCGUACCGAAACGGUUCCGUGAAUGGGUAUUGAGCUCCGGGUCGUCGAGCGGCAAGGAACGGAAACACGUCCUCGUCGUCAAUCCCUUCAAUCCGCUCGAGAGGCGGCUACCCAAGGAUAUACUUUACGCCGUUUACGAACUGGCGCAGCGAAAUGCGCCCCUUGAAUCCGACGUCGUUCUCGAGGAACGCGUCAAAAAAAGCCGGAAAGAACCGACGACCGACGUUGCACGGCUUAAUUCCGUCAUCGCGAAACUCUCGAACAGGCUGCAAACUCACGAGGAAAAUAUCAACGCUAUAAAGGAACAACUCGAACGGACCAACAAGGCUUUGGAGGAGAUUCUAUCGCUCGUCAAGCGCUCGGAUUCCUGAACUAGUUCUUCCACUUUGCGCCUUAACCAUCGGCAACCUGAUAAUCCAACCGAAUAUCAAACUCCAGAAUCAUUUUUCCUCUCAUAUUUACGGGACUCAGCGGCUCCGUUGACGUCGAGGCUAAGGUUUCGGGCGGCGGACCCUCCGGACAAGCCGGUGCGAUACGGUGGGGAAUAUCCUGGGCUCUGAGAAGUUUCGU